Molecule: messenger RNA, 714 nt
Organism: Alternaria postmessia
Lineage: Eukaryota; Fungi; Ascomycota; Dothideomycetes; Pleosporales; Pleosporaceae
Exons: 2
Coding region: 1-714 (237 amino acids)
Source: RefSeq, a predicted model, not a curated record
AUGGCAGACCCAUUUUCGAUAACCGGCAGCGCAGUCGGCGUUGUUUCUCUUGCGAUCCAACUUUGCAAGGGCUUGGAAUGGUACGUCAGCGGUGUCAAAGACGCAAGAGACAAGACUGAACAGAUCGCGGCGGAGAUGGAAGAGCUUGCCAACCUACUCGAACUCCUCGAAUCCAUCGUCGCGAAGGUGGAUCCGUCCCAGUCGGUAUCGACAACUCUUACAGGUAUCGCAUCGUGUGCAGAGGCCAUUACAACGAUCAGAAAGAAAUUGAAGCCAGAUGAUCAGGCAUCGAGUGGUGGGAUCAAGUCGAACUUGAAGAGGCUGGGCAAGCGGAUGGCCUUCCCAUUCAAAGAAGCGGAGAUCGAAUACUGGAAAGGCGUUCUGAACACCAUACAGCAGAGUCUCCAGACUGCACUACUCGCGCUUGUUAUUGACCAACAACGCUUGGCUUCAGAGGAUUUCCGACUACGUUUCACCCAGUUAUCCACGGAUCAAAACGCGCAGCAUCAUUCCAAUCUGCAACUCCAACGUAUCGUCUUCGACAAGACACAGCUUCAGCUCGCUAGACAUUCACAAGCUUUGAGUUUCUGGGUCAAUGAGUGGGAGCAUGACUAUACCAGUUCUGACUACCUUAAGAACCUCCGUUAUGUCUUCAUGACUCUCCUUGCUCGAAUGUCUGCCGACGCUUUUGAAACAGACGCUGCCGGGGGGUAA